Molecule: messenger RNA, 2499 nt
Organism: Sordaria macrospora k-hell
Lineage: Eukaryota; Fungi; Ascomycota; Sordariomycetes; Sordariales; Sordariaceae
Biological process (GO): protein N-linked glycosylation; oligosaccharide metabolic process
Cellular component (GO): endoplasmic reticulum membrane
Molecular function (GO): Glc3Man9GlcNAc2 oligosaccharide glucosidase activity
Source: RefSeq, a predicted model, not a curated record
AUGGCGCCACCAUCGCGGCAACCGCGCCAAUUGAGCCUGGUGCUCGCCCUCUUCCUCCUCUGUUUCAACGCCCUCUUUGGCCAAGCCGCCGCCCAAGAGGACGAGGCCAUCCUUAACAGCGAGAUUGCUCGACUUAACAACCAGAGCCUGCUAUGGGGUCCCUAUCGUCCUAACCUCUACUUCGGUGUCCGCCCCCGCAUACCCAAGUCCUUGAUGGCUGGUCUUUUGUGGGGCAAGGUUGAGACAUACACCGACUAUCAGACCUCUCUCCGGUACACGUGCGAGCAGAACGAGGGCAUGAAGGGUUAUGGCUGGGACGAAUACGACACUAGAAGGGGCGGUGUUCAGUCCAUCCACGACACUGAGAACGGCGUCGACAUCACCACUUCUUUCGUCAAGGUACCUGGCGGUGCCAAUGGUGGCAGUUGGGCGGCCAGAGUCAAGGGUCAGCUCCAGGAGGGUGUGCCCUCGGACCGCAAGACUGCUGUCAUCCUCUACGUCACCCAGGAGGGACUUGGUACACUCGAGGCUGUCAAGGGAGAUGAUGAGAAUGGCUAUGAGGGCGAUGUCACCCUCAACGGCAACUCUGCUGCCCUCGGAGACUACAAGCUUGUCCUCACCAAGGGCGAGGGAAAACACCCCAAGAGCAACCACAAGGUCACCGAAAUGCGUGGCGAUGCCCACACCGUGGUCCAGUCCUUGAACUAUCAGGAAGAGUUCCUUUGGCAGGCCAAGGGCAUUGUCUUCAAGCAGCUGAAGGAGAGUGUCGAUGCUUUCGUUGAGAAACACUUUGACAAGGAAGACCCCCCGCCGGCCUGGCAGGUGUUCCAACUCGAGAAUCGCCCUGGAGCUGGAAACGUGCAGAUCAUCCAGAGGGUCUUUGAGGGCGACUUCGAGUUUGAUAUCCUGUUCUCCAGUGCCUCGGCUGGCAAGGAACUCUCCAGUGGCGAUCUGACCAGGGAAAUCCAGGAGGCAACCGAGUCCUUCGGUGAACGCUUCUCGAGCGUCUUUGCCAUCAAGGCCCCCUUUACUGCCGACAAGUACAAGAAGUUUGGAAGGAGCAUGUUUUCCAACCUCAUUGGCGGUAUUGGAUAUUUUUUCGGAGAAUCAGUUGUCGAUCGUUCGUAUGCGCCCGAGUAUGAGGAGGAAGAUGAGGGAUUCUGGGAGGAGGCUGCGGCGGCCAGAGCUCGCAACAAGCCCACGCUCGAGGGCCCUUAUGAGCUCUUCACCAGCAUCCCGUCUCGCCCCUUCUUCCCCAGAGGCUUCUUGUGGGAUGAGGGCUUCCACCUGCUUCCCAUUGCCGAUUGGGAUAUUGAUCUUGCCAUGGAGAUUGUCAAGAGCUGGUACAAUCUCAUGGACGAAGAAGGAUGGAUCGCCCGUGAACAGAUUCUGGGCGCGGAGGCCAGGAGCAAGGUUCCGGAAGAGUUCCAGACCCAGUAUCCUCACUACGCCAACCCACCCACGCUGUUCUUCAUUAUCGACUCGUUCGUCGACAGGCUGCUCAAGGCCAACGGCAGCGUGCCUGUUGUCAAGGAGCACCUUUCCCAGGGUGUCUCCCUUUCCAGCGCGUCCGUCGACAACGUUGAGGUAGGAUUGGAGUAUCUCCGCCGAAUCUACCCGCUUCUUCGUCGCCAGUUCUACUGGUUCAAGAAGACACAGUACGGUGAUAUCAAGUCUUACGAUCGCGAGGCCUAUUCUUCCCGUGAGGCCUACAGGUGGCGCGGCCGCACGGUUCCCCAUUGCUUGACCAGUGGCUUGGACGACUACCCUCGCCCUCAGCCCCCUCACCCUGGUGAGCUCCAUGUCGACCUCAUGUCGUGGGUUGGCCUGAUGGCCAAGUCGUUGGCCAACAUCGCCCAGGUUAUUGCGCCUGAGGAGGCUGAGGACUACACCAAGGUUCUCGACGGAAUCGAGCACAACCUCGAUGACCUGCAUUGGUCUGAGAAGGACGGCUGCUACUGCGAUGCCACCAUUGACGAGUUUGAGGAGCACACGCUCGUGUGCCACAAGGGAUACAUCUCCCUUUUCCCGUUCCUGACUGGCUUGUUGAAGCCCGAUAGCCCCAAGCUCGGCAAGAUCCUGGCCCUCAUUGGUGAUGAAGAAGAGCUGUGGAGUCCUUAUGGCAUCCGCAGCUUGAGCAAGAAGGAUGAGAACUAUGGGUCUGCUGAGAAUUACUGGAGAAGUCCCAUCUGGAUUAACAUCAACUACCUUGCCAUUACCCAGCUUUACAACAUUGCAACCCUAGAAGGACCCUAUCAAGAGACAGCCCGCGACUUGUACCAGAGGCUUCGCAAAAACGUUGUCGAGACGAUCUACAGCAGCUGGGAGGAGACGGGCUUCGCCUGGGAGCAGUACAACCCGGAGACGGGCAAGGGCCAGCGCACCCAGCACUUUACCGGCUGGACCAGCUUGGUGGUCAAGAUCAUGGCCAUGGAUGACCUGGAGGCUGUCCCGGUAGCAGUCCCAGUCGACCCAGAGUACGUCAAGGACGAGCUAUAA